This is a messenger RNA of Carassius gibelio (silver crucian carp), 1250 nucleotides long. Its product is annotated as cellular retinoic acid-binding protein 2-like. NCBI's taxonomy places the organism in Eukaryota, Metazoa, Chordata, Actinopteri, Cypriniformes, Cyprinidae. The coding region runs from base 227 to 667 and encodes 146 amino acids. Gene Ontology annotation, cellular component: cytosol; nucleus. The transcript has 4 exons. Gene Ontology annotation, molecular function: fatty acid binding. Gene Ontology annotation, biological process: fatty acid transport. The record is from RefSeq and is a predicted model, not a curated record.
UCGCUCAAGCCAAAUGAGGAGGGUUUUGUUGAAUAUUUACUGGAAGCACAUGGCGCGCGAACAGCGGCCGCCCAAUGAAACGCGGAGCAGGUGAAGACGCUCCGGAUUGGUCGAGAACUCAGUGCACACAUUCUGAUCUGAGAGAAAGAAAGACUGCUGGACACCGGCGGAUGAGAGGAGGAGAGCGGUCCAAAACAACUGUCUGGAAGGAAAGAUACGAAGAAACAUGGAGUCUAACAAGAAGCGAACGUUUCCUGACUUUUCUGGAUCAUGGAAAAUUACAAGUUCCGACAAUUUCGAGGAACUUUUAAAAGCUAUCGGAAUAAAUGCCUUCCUACGCAAGAUUGCAGUUGCAGCAGCUUCCAAACCAGCUGUUGAGAUUACACAGCAGGGGGAACGUCUCUCCAUUCAGACCUCCACGAGUGUACGGACCACUCAUGUGUCCUUCACGGUGGGCAAGGCCUUCAACGAGACUACAGUGGAUGGACGCCUAUGCACAAGUUAUCCAGAAUGGGAGACGGACCGUAAAAUCACUUGUGAGCAGAUACUGCACUGUGGGGAGGGCCCUAAGACAUCAUGGACACGUGAACUGACCAUUGAUGGCAAGAUGAUUCUCACCAUGAGAGUCGGAGAUGUCGUCUGCACCCGUGUGUAUGAACGAGACUGAAGGAUCUUUAGAUUUCAGUUAAUCUGGUUUAUCAUUGAGCAAGCCUAUUCCUUCCACAUUUGACAUGUGCCAGAGAAGGAGAGAUGUUUGAAGGCUCAGAGGUGGUACUUGUAGAAAGAUGGUAGCGAGUUUGCAUUGUUCUUUUGGGUGCAUUAACUGAGAAAUGUAAUAAUUAUUGGUGCUUGUGGAUUUUAUGUUGCAGUUUCAUGCCACAAUGGCUUAUCAAUCCAAAAUGUUUUAGGCAAUAAACCUUUAAUUUAUAAACUCCCAAAAAUCUCAUUAUUCACUGUUUUCCUCUUGCCUGGAUAGAAAUGUAUAUGACACUGUCCUUGGUUUCACUUUUACACUUAUUUUCUGACUCAUUCCUUUUCUUCAGAGCGCUCAUUGUAUCUGUUGAUUUCUGUCUGAUCCAACAACACUAUAAAUGUAAAUGUCAUGAGUGUACAUCAGUUGUUGAAUUAUUUCCUGGCAAAGAGUAAUGGGAGAAUGAGGAAGGGGUAUGGAAAGAGUGAGCAAAUGUUAGAAAUCUUGUGCUUUAUUCUGAAUCUAGAGCACAGUAAAUGAUGCAAAAAGCUGCUGAUGA